AUGCGGGUUCUUUUUUGGAAUAUCAAUGGUGUUGCGCGUACAUCAGCACAUUCUAAGCUUAGGGAGAUGAUUAGAGAUUUCCAUCCUGAAGUUUUUGGUCUUGCUGAACCAAAAGUGGCGUGCUCAGCAAAUUUUGGGAGGAGGCUAAUUUCUGAAGGUUAUUCUUCGUUUAUUAUUAAUAAUUCUGGUAUUGCAAAUCUUUGGGUUUGUUAUAUGGAUGGGCUUCAUGUUUCUGUAGUUAAUUCUAGUAAACAAGCUAUUACAAUUGCAGCUGAUGGUGUGUAUAUCUCUUUUGUCCAUGCUAGCUACAUUCAAACUACUAGGCGCAGGCUUUGGCAGCAACUAGUUAUGCAAGAUUCAAUUACACCUUGGCUGGUCAUAGGUGAUUUUAAUUGUAUUUUGCAUUUGAAUGAGAAGAAAGGUGGCUUGGAAAUAAGAUCGUCUGUCAUUGAUGAUUUCAGUGAUUGGAUGGAUGACAAUAAUCUUUUUGAAUCGGAUUCCUUGGGCAGCAAAUUCACUUGGUGUAAUAGGCAAUCUGGUACUAGUCGUAUUAUUAGUAAGUUGGAUCGUGCAAUUAUUAAUGCGGCUUGGCUUGCUAAAUUUGAGAAUUGGCGGCCUUGUAGAGCUCUUUUUCGUGUUCAAAAGAUGUGGUUUUUACAUGGGGAUUUUCUUCGGAUGGUCAAUGAGAGUUGGACUUUGUCUGUUCAUGGUUCUCCUGAUUUUAUUUUCCCUUAUAAAUUGAAGCGGCUGAAGUUUGCAAUGACGGAUUGGAAUCUGAGGAUUUUUGGUAAUGUGAAUUCUCGUUUGAAGCAAGACCAACUUCAUUUUGAGACAACAGCUCUUAUUACAGAUGAGGAUCCUAGUAAUAUUGCUAAUCUAAAUGCAAUGAAGGAUGCUAUGAAAACUUUAUGUGAUACUCGUUUGCAACAGUUAAUUAUGCUCAAGCAAAAGUCUAGGAACAAAUGGUUGCUUCAUAAUCAUGUAGUUCAGUUCUAUGAAGAUAAGUUCAAUGGCCAAGAUCCGGUGAUAGAAGGUGAUUUAUUUGAUUUUGAGCAUGCUUCAAUUUCUGUUGAGGAGAGCAACGCCAUGGAUAUGAUUCCUUCUCCGGAAGAAAUUAAGCAAGCUGUUUUUGAUCUGAGUGCGGAUAGUGCCCCAGGAUCGGAUGGUUUCUCUGGUUGUUUCUAUCGUCAUUGUUGGGAUAUUAUUCAUGAUGAUUUAACCAAGGCCAUUAUUAAUUGUUGGAAUGCCGGUAGUAUUCCAAAUGGUGUUAAUUCAUCUUUUAUCAUCUUGCUGGCUAAGUCUGCUAGAAUUUCUGUCAUUUUGAAUGGUAGUCCAGAAGGUUACUUCAAAAUUAACAGAGGUUUGCGUCAAGGUAAUUCCAAAAGUCUUCAUAAUCUUGUAGACUUGUUGGGAAGUUAUCAGCGUGAUUCAGGUCAGACUGUUUGUCGUCAAAAGAGUAAGAUUUAUUAUGGUGGUGGUUCUUCGAGUUGGUGUAAUUAUAUUGUAUCUUAUUUGGGGAUGAGUGUAUCUACUUUUCCGGACCGCUAUUUGGGAGUUCAAAUUAUGCCAGGUAUUGUUCGAUAUCGCCAUAUUAGCAAUGUUGUUGAAAAAUUUAAAAAUCAGCUUGCUGGUUGGAGAGGGAGGUUAUUAUCUUUCCAUGAUCGCAUUGUUCUUGUUAAAUCAGUUAUUUCCAGUUAUUACAUUCAUAAUAUGGCUAUUUAUAAGUGGCCUCGUAAGUUUAUUCUUCAAUGUGAGAGGGAUAUCCGUAACUUUAUUUGGUCUGGUGAUUCGAACAUUAGUCGUGUAGUGGUAGUGGCUUUUGAUAAAAUCUGUUUCCCUUUUGAGGAGGGGGGUCUCGGACUAACUCGUAUGGCCACUAUGAACAAAGCUCUUAUUAUGAAACUUUGGUGGAAGAUUCUUAAUUCUACAAAGAAGUGGGCUCUUUUCCUGAAGGCAAAAUUAUUUGAUCGUAAGGGUUGUAUUAAGCAUUCGGGGGUUAAAUCUUCUAUUUUGCCUGGUUUAAGGAGUGUGUAUAAUUGUGUGGAAAAGAAUACUAAGGUCUUAAUUGGUGAUGGUAGAUAUACUUCUCUUUAUUAUGACAUUUGGUUUGAUAAGACUAGUAUUGCUGAAGUGCUAAAUGAUUAUUCUCUCGAUGCAACAACUAGAGUAAGUGAUAUUUUAAAGGAUGGCCUUUGGGAUAUUCCUGAAAUUCACUUGCAAUACUUGAUUGCUGCUGGUCUAGAGUUGAAUAGGAUUCCAAUUCCUAUGGGUGGAGCUGAUGUUAGGGUAUGGAUGCCGGAGUUGAAGGGUGAGUUCAGUGUUAAGUCUGCAACUGAGUUGCUUCGGCAGAAGUAUUCUCGGUUAGAAGGUACGCAGCUUCUGUGGAGAAAAGAAGUUCAUCCUGUUCUUGCUGCUCAGAACUGGAAAUUCUUACGUGGAGCUUGUGCUACGUAUGACUGA
This is a messenger RNA of Papaver somniferum (opium poppy), 2460 nucleotides long. RefSeq lists its product as uncharacterized. The transcript has 5 exons. Bases 1 to 2460 code for a protein of 819 amino acids. Lineage: Eukaryota; Viridiplantae; Streptophyta; Magnoliopsida; Ranunculales; Papaveraceae. The record is from RefSeq and is a predicted model, not a curated record. Gene Ontology annotation, molecular function: catalytic activity.